CGUUUCUAAACAGACCACAUUUUUUUUUCAUUUCCUUUCUAAAAGGCUACACAUGUUUAUCGUAUCUAUCAAAUACUUUUUAGCCUAAACAUGCUACGGCUUGGUUUUCAACUACUUGGUGGAGUAAGAAAUCUACAGCCUUCUUUCUCUGUUAAAAUUGAGCAAAUAAGGACAACUUACAUUCUAAAAAGACGAUAUCCACCAGGCCUUGACAAAAAAAACAGACCACCAAAGCCUCUAAAAACAAAACACUUUGUGUAUGAUGAAGUAGACAACACAAAUCUAAAAGCAGAACCAGAUCUCAAGCUAAUUCUCACCUCAUUUGUUGAAGGUAUUGGGUUAAAGAAUGACAUAGUAACAGUACGGCCAAAUUUUGGACGUAGCAAACUCCUAUCACCUGGUCUUGCCAUUUAUGCUUCUCCAGAAAAUUUAGAAAAAUUGAAAACUGAGCUGGAAAAAUCUAGUGAAAAUGUCCAGACAAUGAUGCAUAGCUCUCGUUACGCCGAGUUGACCCGACGGGAUUUGGCUAGUAGGAUUCUGGUUGUGCUCGUUAAUAAAGAAAACCCUUGGACUAUAGAAAAAUGGCAUAUUAGAGCAGCCUUUCGAAGAUCUGGAAUCUGUGUACCUGACCACGCUAUUAAGAUGGGUGACAGGAUCAUUACGGGACCUAACUUUGAGCUAGAAAAAAAACAGUUUCUUGUCACUGUGACGAUUAAUAAUUUGGAGACUACUCCGGUCCGAUGUAUGAUCCGUCAUUGGUCUUCUCUUCCAGAGCUCAGAUUACCUAAAGUAGAAGGUUACAUGGAACCGCCGUAUGAGCCUGUUUUUGAAGACGAAAGAGAGAUAAUUGCAAAUCUACCAUUACCGCCUUUCUGUUUUAAAAAAUCUGUCGCCAUGUGAUGACUGCGACGUUUUGUCAUGUAGAUCAAACCAAAAUAAAGAACGACGUAUCAUCUAA
Molecule: messenger RNA, 958 nt
Organism: Daphnia carinata
Lineage: Eukaryota; Metazoa; Arthropoda; Branchiopoda; Diplostraca; Daphniidae
Gene: mRpL9
Product: large ribosomal subunit protein bL9m-like
Exons: 5
Coding region: 91-900 (269 amino acids)
Biological process (GO): translation
Cellular component (GO): mitochondrion; ribosome
Molecular function (GO): structural constituent of ribosome
Source: RefSeq, a predicted model, not a curated record